CCUGCUGGUUACACUACAGGAAAAAAUCAAGGGGUCACCAAAGUAGGAUUCAUCCUUUGGGCACCAUCAAUGUCUGUACAACACUGAACAGUAAUUCACUGGCAGACCAACAUUACCAUCCCAACUGCCAUGCUGCUAUAUGGUUACCCGGCUGAAUUUAUUCCACUGCAGGGGGGGAGGCAAGAUGGGCUCCCUGGACAGCCCAGUGCACCUACGAUGGUUCAGUACACCACUGUGAACAUCACCGCUGAGCCCCCCCCGGACCACAUCAUCUGGUCCCUCUGCUGCUUUGUCUACUCAAACCCUCUCUGUCUCGGACUGGCAGCACUCAUCUUCUCGUUCAAGGCCAGAGACCGAAAGUUGGCUGGAGACCUGGAGGGUGCCAGAAACUACGGCUCCACUGCCCGCUUACUCAACAUCGUGUCCACUGUGCUGGCUGCCGUCAUGAUUCUUAUUGUUAUUAUUACAGUUAUUGUAUUGUGUGUAGAAGCGAAUAGGUACACAUACCAAUACCGCAGCAACUAUUACAGAUAUUAAAAAAAAUGGCAUAAUUUCAAAUAGUGUUAGAGUUGCCUGCUGCUGUGGCUUGGUGAUACUUGUGGUUCUCUGCUUAACGCACAUGGCACAGUUUGUAACUUUUUAUGCCCUUUUACUUAUACCCUUGAGCAAAACAGACACUUAACAUUCAUUGGUGUUAAAAAGUCCUAAAUGUAACUCCACAUUUCCUUAACAGCAGCCUGUAGUCAAGUUUGAAUGCAAGACUUUGUUAUUAAAGUCAGAUUUCCUGUCAGGGAGGUCUGCA
This is a messenger RNA of Thunnus maccoyii (southern bluefin tuna), 802 nucleotides long. RefSeq names its product dispanin subfamily A member 2b-like. The record is from RefSeq and is a predicted model, not a curated record. Gene Ontology annotation, cellular component: plasma membrane. NCBI's taxonomy places the organism in Eukaryota, Metazoa, Chordata, Actinopteri, Scombriformes, Scombridae. Bases 130 to 537 code for a protein of 135 amino acids. The transcript is spliced from 3 exons.